Messenger RNA from Anneissia japonica, 2045 nucleotides. RefSeq names its product transcription factor Sox-3-like. NCBI's taxonomy places the organism in Eukaryota, Metazoa, Echinodermata, Crinoidea, Comatulida, Comatulidae. The record is from RefSeq and is a predicted model, not a curated record. The transcript has a single exon. Gene Ontology annotation, molecular function: RNA polymerase II cis-regulatory region sequence-specific DNA binding; DNA-binding transcription factor activity, RNA polymerase II-specific. Gene Ontology annotation, biological process: anatomical structure morphogenesis; regulation of DNA-templated transcription; cell differentiation. Bases 198 to 1280 code for a protein of 360 amino acids.
AGAUCAAUAACACAUGGACGGUACGAGCUGAUAGGGGCUAAAAAUAACGAGAGUUGUUGGCGGUACAACACCUAUAGACAGCUUGCUCUCAUUGAAAGGAUCCAGUUAGACUUUUUAACUUCGAAGAGAGAGGAACAACUGAACAUUAGUUUUCUAUUCUUCUGAGACCGAACUUUGCAAAACAAUUGAAUAGCAGAAUGGCACACGUUCCACAGACUGAGUUACCGCCUGCACCACUUGCACAUGUUCAUGCUAAUUCAAAUGGAGUUAUGAUGCAUCAACACUCCAGCCCGCCUGUUGCUGUGACAGCUACGCCGCCAGUAUCGGCACAUUCUAUGCCUACGACACCAACAACACCGACAACACCAGGCAGUCAGGGCAACGCAAUGAUGCAGGGAGGUAAAGGAUCAUCAGCCGACAGAGUAAAGAGACCAAUGAAUGCAUUUAUGGUAUGGUCACGGGGACAGAGGAGGAAAAUGGCGCAAGAGAACCCUAAAAUGCACAACUCUGAAAUAAGCAAACGCUUAGGCGCUGAAUGGAAACUCCUUUCAGAAUCUGAGAAAAGGCCGUUUAUUGAUGAAGCAAAACGAUUACGUGCGUUACACAUGAAGGAACACCCCGACUACAAAUACCGACCAAGGAGGAAAACCAAAACCCUGUUGAAAAAGGACAAGUAUGCUUUACCAGGUAUGUUGGCCCCUGGUGGACCAGGACAAGUACAGCGGGGAGUUGAGGCUAUGCAAGGGUACCAUCUGAAUGGAUACGCAGCUAUGAAUGGCGUAGGGGGUUACACAGCAAUGAUGCAAGAACAAUUACACCAUCCUUAUCACACACAAAGUUUAAGUGGACAUCCACAAAUGGCUAAUGCAAAUGGUACAGGACUUCAUGCAUAUCGUGAUAUGAGCCAACUUUAUCCCCCUAUGACAUCGGCAACGCACCCCUCAGUUGCUUCAGCAUACGCUUACACUACCGUGCCUGGCCACUAUGCGCAAACGACACAACAUGUUGGAGCUGUAGCGUCAGGAGUCAAGACGGAAGCCGUGAGUAUGUCAGAUAGGCCUCCACCUGCACACUCAGCCCAUUCAAUAAAUGCUUCAGGGGGUAGAAAUUGCCCCGGAGAUCUUCGCGACAUGAUAAGCAUGUACUUACCGGCGGGAGAAGUUGCCGAUGGUCAGAGACAGCAGGCCUUACAAGCAGCCGCCGCACAAUACCACCACCAAGUUGCAACAUCAGCCUCACCGGGAGUCGGGACGCAGUCUGUACCCUUAACACAUAUGUAAGCAUAGAGACAUUGAUUCAAUGACAUUUUUAUAUGAGAGUUUUGCAGGCAAUAUUUUGUACUAUAACUGUGUAAAAACAUGGCUGUUAUGGACAAAAGGUUGAACUUUGGACGCAGAUAUCAUCACAUAAUCUAUAUUUGACAGCCCGGUGGCUGCGGCUCGAGUAUUUACCAAGUUUGCCUACCACCAUUGGUGAUCAUAUAGAUAAUUGUAAAGUAAUAUAGUGUUUCAAAGAAAAAGGUAGUUUUUAUACUUGUUAAUUGUUUAAAAAAAUGAGCCUAUUUUGAGCAGAUGGUUUGAUGUUUUAUAAUUAUGUACAGAUCCAGUAAUACUGGUAGUUUGAAAUAUAAAUAUACCAAGACUGCUCUUAACUUUGGUAACCUACGCAAAAGCUCGGUACUCAGAUAUAUUUAGUUUAAUUAUUAAUUUUAUUUUCCAAGAAGUGUCUAACACCUUGCAGGUAUUAGGUUAGGGUAAACUGGUAAAUAACCCAAUAUUAUUUAAUCUAAACCUUUUGAAGAUAUUCUUAACCAAGUUGUAUAUUAUUAAUGUUAAAUAUAUUUGAAUUUUUCGUUCUCUCGAUUGAGAAAGGCUGAAUAGCACGUUUGUAAUUAAUUUUCUUGUAAUAUGUUUAUUGUGACUAUCACAACAUUUUGUUUCUUUUGUAUAUAUAGGCACAUUUAUCACCUUUUUUCACUUUUUGACGAAUUUCAGUUUCAAACCGUGAGAAUAAAUUGAACAACAAAUAAUGUUAAUCUAAUACUU